Gopherus flavomarginatus (Mexican gopher tortoise) is the source of this 2083-nucleotide messenger RNA. It is a transcript of the gene CRACR2B, whose product is annotated as calcium release activated channel regulator 2B. Gene Ontology annotation, molecular function: GTP binding; GTPase activity; calcium ion binding. The coding region runs from base 269 to 2080 and encodes 603 amino acids. NCBI's taxonomy places the organism in Eukaryota, Metazoa, Chordata, Testudines, Testudinidae. The transcript is spliced from 16 exons. The record is from RefSeq and is a predicted model, not a curated record.
CCGGGCCAGGGCUGGCAGCGCUGUGCCUGCAAACCAGCAGCCAGCGGGUUAAGGCGCCUGGCGUGUGUGGGGCUGCGAAAGUUCAGCAGGGGAGGUUUGCCUUGGCUCCUGGCCCUGCUGGGCUCCUGGCAUUUCCGGGUUCAGACGCCUCCAGCUGCGAGCACCGAGCCGCUGCGCUCUGCAGCCGCAGGUAACGCUCCAGCUCCAGCUCCCCGGCCCGGAGCCCAGGCGCCAGCUGUUGGACCCUGGCCGGGAGAGCUUUGGGAAGAUGAACCGGAGAGGAAAGCUCCUGGAUGCCCUCUGGGAGGAAGAGGAAGAGGAAGAGGAUGGGGUUGUUGCCAGUGCCUCCUCCAGCCUCCGCCUGAGCGAAGCAGGGGACGUGCAGGUGGAGAUGCUGGAAAAGGCCAGGGAGCUCUUUCAGUUGUGUGACAAGGAGGAGAAGGGUUUCAUCACCAAGCUGGACAUGCAGCGGCUGCAGAGUGAACUGCCCCUGACCCCAGAACAGCUGGAGGCUGUCUUUGACAGCCUGGAGCAGGACAAUAAUGGGUACCUGACACCUGUCGAGUUCAGCAUGGGACUAGGGAAAUUCAUAGGGAUUGAGCUGUAUCAAGGAUCUGGGAGCACAGAUCACUCCAGACAUGAGGAGACCUUUGAGUCAGGCUGGUCAGACGACUUGGACCAGACAGAUGACGAAGAGGAGAAGCGAUUUUGUUCAAUGAUGGAACAGCUUGGAGCAGCCCAGGUCUUUGAAGAUCAGAGUGAGGUUCGGGAGCUCUGGACUCGUCUCCGGAAAGAACGGCCAGAUCUCUUGGCCAGCUUUGAGGAGUUCCUGUUCCAUGUUUCAUCGUACAUCAGGGAGGUGCAUUAUGAGAAGGAAUCCAUGGAGCAGGCACUGAAGAGGAAGGAGACAGACCAUGACAGAGAAGUCAGGUGUCUCUAUGAAGAAAUGGAGCAACAGAUCAAAGCGGAAAAGGAACGACUGCUCUGCCAGGAAUCACUGAGGCACGACAGGAGCAACCUGCUGCAGAAGGAGCUGCGCAGCAAGGAGCAGGAGCUUGAGAAAAUCCUCUACCGGCAAAAAAAGCUGGAACAUCAAAUACAGUCUCUGAACUCUGAGCAGCUGGAGACCCGGCUGCAGAAUGAGCGGCUCCAGCUUCUCAAUGAAAACCUCCUGGAGCAGCUGGAGAGAAGCAAGUGGGAGCUGGAGGUGGCCAAGGGGCAUCUGGAGCGUAUCCAGAAGGAGGCUCAGUGUGAAGAGGAACAGAAAGACAGGGAUGUGUUCAGAGUCUCUAAGAAUAUGCAGAAAGAGAAACAAAGUCUUCUUCGACAGCUGGAGCUCCUCAGAGAGAUGAACAAGAAGCUUCGGGAUGACAGAGAUGCCUUUGAAGCCAAGAAGCUGGCACCUGAACCAGUCAGCUCUUCUCCAGAACGUCUCUUCAAAGUGGUGUUUGUGGGCAACUCUGGCGUAGGCAAGAGCUCCUUCAUCCAUCGCUUUUGUUACGACAGGUUCUUGGCUGAGAUCAGUGCAACCAUUGGUAUUGAUUACCAGGUGAAGAGUUUAAUGGUGGAUAACACACAGGUGGCCUUGCAGCUGUGGGACACAGCGGGCCAGGAGAGGUUUCGGAGCAUCACCAAGCAGUAUUUCCGGAAGGUGGAUGGUAUCUUUGUGAUGUAUGACAUCACUGAUGAGUGCUCCUUCAUGGCAGUGCGGAACUGGAUGAGUAGCAUCCAGGAAGGGAUUGAGGAGGGGGCCAUGAUCUUUCUACUUGGAAGCAAAAUGGAUGCAGCAGAGAGAGAGACCCAGCACGUGCCCAAGACAGAGGGAGAAAGGCUGGCGAAGGUGCGGCUCUGUAUGCUACUCCUUGCUCCAAAGGAAUACAAGGCUGUCUUUUAUGAGUGCAGUGCUAUGACUGGCUAUAACAUCCUGGAGCCCAUGUUACAUAUGGCAAGUCCAACUCCAAAAGAAGCCCCGCUCUCACUAUUUCCCUUCACUCUUCAACAUCUAGUUUAUUCUUGCCUGAUGGGGACCAGGAAGCAGGCAAUAUCAGACUGCUGUGUUCUUGAACUGCUAAUGUGUUGAUCA